Molecule: messenger RNA, 1008 nt
Organism: Epithele typhae
Lineage: Eukaryota; Fungi; Basidiomycota; Agaricomycetes; Polyporales; Epitheliaceae
Exons: 5
Coding region: 1-1008 (335 amino acids)
Source: RefSeq, a predicted model, not a curated record
AUGGCCGAUUUUGAAGAGUACCGCGCCGUGUGCGCCGCCUGCGCGCCCGCGCAUGGCGACUUGGACUGGCGUGCGGCGGUCCCGGAUCGCGUGCAGGGGUGGGAGGAGGACUGGCGGAUGUGGAGUGACUGGCGGACGAGCCGGAGCCCGUGGCUGGAGGAGGGGGAGGAGGAUCAGUGGAGGGUGUGCUUCGACCACUGCGCCCGCGGCGUGCUCCUCGGCAGCCCCAAGUUCACGCUUUCACGCCCUCUGUCCGGGCUCUGGGCAUCUCGGCUGGACAUGGACGGGAACACGCUCGCCCCCCUCCCGUUUUGGGAGCUGAGUGACACGGUGGACGAGGGCGCGCUGAACGUGUACCGCCCCCAAUCCUUUCCAGAUGGGUAUGCCGUCCAGCACAUCAGGUGCGUGUGCGGCGGGCGGCGGAAGGUGCACGUGCGGAGGCGGGGCAUGCCAGAGGAGUGGGUGUACGAGACCUACGUGAAGGGGGAGUGGAAAUCGCAUGAGCCGGAGACGUGCAAGAUGUGCGUGGCGAAUAUGGAGGAGGAGGCCGAGGUGCGGGCAAGGGUGGCGGAGCUCUUGGCGGAGAGGGCGGAGGGUGAUGAAGACGAAGACACGGACGUGGACGUUGAACUGGACGACGACCACGACGACCGCAACUACAACGACAACCACGAGAUGGGCGAAGAGCAAGGCGGAACGGGGCGCAUCGAUCGCGUGUGCCGCGAGGACGACGAAGAGCACAAGCCGGACAACGUGCACUCGCGCGUCGCAAGCCCGACAGACUCAGACAGGGACAUCGCGCAGAUGACCAAUCGUCACUGGCAAGAUCCAGUCAGCAUGCCGGCGCGCUCGCUGCAGUGUCCUCUACCGCCAGUACGCGUUGGCAGGCGCACGCUCAUCGGCGCCUGGUGGCACGCGACCGCGACCCCGCACACGGUCCCGCUCGAGGGGAUGUUCAUUGUCCUCCAGGUCAACCCCCCACGGACGGUCGAUGGGCCAGUGGCGUGA